Chrysoperla carnea is the source of this 2567-nucleotide messenger RNA. It is a transcript of the gene Cul5, whose product is annotated as cullin-5. The coding region runs from base 137 to 2485 and encodes 782 amino acids. Gene Ontology annotation, biological process: SCF-dependent proteasomal ubiquitin-dependent protein catabolic process; protein ubiquitination. Gene Ontology annotation, molecular function: ubiquitin protein ligase binding. Lineage: Eukaryota; Metazoa; Arthropoda; Insecta; Neuroptera; Chrysopidae. The record is from RefSeq and is a predicted model, not a curated record. The transcript has 4 exons. Gene Ontology annotation, cellular component: SCF ubiquitin ligase complex; Cul5-RING ubiquitin ligase complex.
GAAAUUUUUGUAUUUGGAUUUUUUCCGUUUUCCCUACUUUGUAAUUAAACUGUCAAAGUCAGUAAAAUGUCAACAAGGCAUUAAUUAUAAAAAACUAAUUAACUAAUUAAUAAAAAAUAUUUAAUUAUAAACAAACAUGGCUUUAUUAAAGGAUAAAGGCCAAUUAAGUUUUGAAGAUAAAUGGCCAUCGAUGAGGCCAAUCGUUUUAAAACUAUUACAACAACAGCCGGUCACACAAGCUGAAUGGCAAGAAUUAUUUUAUAACGUUCAUUUGGUGUGUUCAUGGGAUGAAAAAGGUCCGGUGAAGAUGCGUGAUGCAUUACAGGCUGAUAUAUUUGCGUUUAUAAAGCAAGCACAAGCCCGUGUGUUGGCUAAUCGUGAGGAACAAGCAUUAUUAAAAGCAUAUAUUGUUGAAUGGAGGAAAUUUUUUACACAAUGUAAUUAUUUACCAACACCGUUUCGACAAUUAGAAUCGACAUUACAAGGUAAAACAAUCACUGGGGGGAGUAGUGGAGCUAGUGUACAAAAUUCAUCAUCUGGUGGUAACAAAAAAAAUACCCAAGAUGAGAGUAUUGUACGAAAAUUAAUGUUAGAUUCUUGGAAUCAAAGUAUCUUCUGUGAUAUUAAACAUCGUCUACAAGACUCAGCAAUGAAAUUAGUACACGCUGAACGUAAUGGUGAAGCAUUCGAUUCACAACUAGUGAUUGGUGUACGUGAAUCCUAUGUGAAUUUAUGUUCGAAUCGUGACGAUAAAAUGCAAAUUUAUCGUGAUAAUUUCGAGGCUGCAUACAUUCAAGCAACCGAAGAAUUUUAUAAAUUAAAAGCCCCACAACAUUUACAAGCAAAUGGAGUACAAUCAUUUAUGCGAUAUGCAGAUGCAAAACUACGUGAAGAAGAGGCACGCGCACAGAAGUAUUUAGAAGCGGGGAGUGGAGCUGUCGCUGAAUGUUGUGUUCGAGUGCUAGUUUGGACACCAUUACCAACACUCUUAGCAGAAUGUGCCCCACUUAUACAAGCUGGUGAAACUGAGCGGCUUCAAUUAAUGUUUCGUUUGUUGGAACGAGUACCUGAAGGAGUUCAACCUAUGUUAAAUGAAUUAGAACAACAUAUCAUUAAAGCUGGUCUUGCAGAUAUGGUGGCAGCAGCUGAUAUAAUAACACAAGAUUCAGAAAAAUAUGUUGAACGAUUAUUAGAAUUAUUUCGUAAAUUUAGUACUCUAGUAAAAGAAGCGUUUCUGGACGAUCCAAGAUUUUUAACAGCACGAGACAAGGCAUUCAAAGCAGUUGUUAACGAUACAACAGUGUUUAAAUUAGAAUUAGCUGGUAGUGGUCGUGCUUUAGGUACAAAAGUCGUUGCACCAGAGAGUAAAUGUCCUGAAUUAUUAGCAAACUAUUGUGAUAUGUUAUUACGACGAACACCGCUCAGUAAACGUUUAAGUAGUGAAGAAAUCGAAGAACGUUUAAAAAAUGUUUUAUUAGUUUUAAAAUACGUUGCUAACAAAGAUGUCUUUAUGCGUUAUCAUAAAGCACAUUUAACGCGACGUUUAAUCUUAGAUGCUAGUGCUGAUAGUGAGAAAGAAGAGGACAUGGUUGAAUGGUUACGAGAAGUUGGUAUGCCUGCUGAUUAUGUUAACAAAUUGGCACGAAUGUUCCAAGAUAUUAAGGUCUCUGAAGAUUUAAAUACACAAUUUCGUUCACAAACCACACGACACGAUGCGAUCAAUAUAAAAAUAUUAAAUGCUGGUGCAUGGGCUCGAGGAUCGGAACGUGUUAGUGUUAGUUUACCAAUCGAACUCGAAGAUUAUAUCCCUGAAGUUGAAGAAUUUUAUAAGAAAAAACAUUCAGGUCGAAAGUUACAAUGGUAUCAUCAUAUGAGUAAUGGUACCAUAACAUUCGCGAACUCAGUGGGUCGUUUCGAUUUAGAUGUCACCACUUUUCAAAUGGCCGUACUUUUUGCUUGGAAUCAACGGCCAAAGGAAAAGGUUACAUAUGAAAAUUUACGCUUAGCAACUGAAUUACCCGAUGGGGAAUUACGUCGAACUCUCUGGUCGUUAGUUGCAUUUCCAAAAUUAAAGAAACAAUUGUUAAUAUAUGAACCGUUAGUAGCGGCUCCGAAAGAUUUUGAAGAAAAUACAACGUUUUGGAUUAAUCAAGAAUUUUCGUUAAUUAAAAAUGGUAAAAUGCAACGACGGGGGAAAGUAAAUCUCAUUGGACGAUUGCAGUUAAGUACAGAACGAUCUCAACAAGAGGAUAAUAAAUCAAUUGUUGAAUUACGAAUUUUACGUACCCAAGAAGCAAUUAUAAAGAUUUUAAAGAUGCGUAAAAGUAUCAGUAAUACAGCAUUACAAACAGAGCUAGUGGAUAUUUUAAAGAAUAUGUUUUUACCAUCGAAGAAAAUGAUUAAAGAACAAUUAGAGUGGUUAAUUGAACAGAAAUAUAUUCGUCGUGAUGAUAACGAUAUUAAUAAAUUUAUUUAUGUCGCAUGACCAACACCUGAAUCUGAAACAUCUUGUAUCAUCAUCAAUUAUUCAUCUCAAACGGUCGACAUUCAUCAUGUAUUUUGUGUAU